AAAAGCAAAGGAAAUAUAUCAGUUUUCACAACCCGCUGUGUUUACAUUCGUCAUGUUCACGAGGAAACGUCAUCAUUAAGCGACACGUCAGCUGAUGGGGUUCCCUAAACGACUGGAUGUAGUUGGCUAUAGUAUAUGUAUAUAUACAUGUUUGAGUAUACGGAGUACAUCUCCCUCAGCUAACUGCUAACAGCUAACAGCUAGCAUUCACUGUUGUGACUCUCCAUAUAUAACCAUGAACGUCACGGCGAAUUCGUUUACACUUGGGGACAAAUUUCACGAGAAGUUAGAAGAGUUAUUGCAGAAAAAACACAGUAUUUCCCUGGAUCUCCUUCAGGAAUUAGAAGCUCUUAAAAAACAAACCAUCAUCUCAUUCAAGACUGUCAGGAAACUGCAGAAACUUCUUCAGCAAAAUGGAUAUCCAGUGUACCUUCAUGAGUUGCUCGAAGAUAGCAUGCUUUAUCUUCCAAAGGUGGAACCGCCUCCAAGAAACCCUCAGUUAGUGGCACGUCUGGAGAAAAUCAAAGCAAAACUUGCAAAUGAAGAAUAUAGGAGAAUCACACGGAAUGUGAAUCCUCACGAAAGUAAUAAUGUUGGAACCCUAGCAGACUUUGGAAGAGAAGGUCAGCAGAAUCUUUUUUUUGGUCAGGAAAUUUGUCAGACUAAAAAAAAAAAUCCUCGCCAGAGUUGUUCGGUCUGUCAAAGCAGUCGUGGUUACUGUGUUCAAUUUCUUGGUAACGGUGGUUGCAGCCUUUGCUUGUGCUUAUAUUGGUAGUCAGUACAUCUUCACAGAAACAACAGCGAGGGUUAUAUCUGCAGUGAUUGCAGCAUCUGUAGUUGGUCUAGCAGAGCUUUAUGUACUAGUUCGCACUAUGGAGGGUGACUUGGGAGAGCCAUAACCCCAGCCAUCACUGGGG
Messenger RNA from Tachysurus fulvidraco (yellow catfish), 917 nucleotides. RefSeq names its product transmembrane protein 199 (gene vma12). The record is from RefSeq and is a predicted model, not a curated record. The coding region runs from base 236 to 775 and encodes 179 amino acids. The transcript is spliced from 8 exons. Gene Ontology annotation, cellular component: endomembrane system. Gene Ontology annotation, biological process: vacuolar proton-transporting V-type ATPase complex assembly. NCBI's taxonomy places the organism in Eukaryota, Metazoa, Chordata, Actinopteri, Siluriformes, Bagridae.